GGCACUGAGCCUCAGCCACGGCACGGGGCCUGUCACAGUAACUAGUCAUGCUGUGUGUAUCAUCCCUCGGUUGAGACUAUAAAAGCCCGAUCCUGCCUCAUCCCGACCACGACGCAACCCGCACCUCUCGCUCUAUUCACCACUUCACUAUGUCUCAGCCACCUCCGUACAGCAGCAAACCAUACAGCCCCAACCCUCCUCCCCGUGAGAACCCUGACCGACGACCUCUACCGCCGGGCUGGACGUCGCAGUGGGAUCCCAACUACAACGCAUGGUUCUAUGUGAAUACCCAGUCCGAUCCGCCAAGAUCAUCGUGGGUACACCCUCUCGGACCUCCUGGCUCGCCACGUCCUCAGGGCUUCGCGCCGCCGGCUGGUCCGCCACCACCCGAAACCCGCGGUUACAGCCCUGGGUACCAGGGUUCCCCGGCGCCUCAGCGGUAUGACGACUAUCGAGGAGGACCAUCUCCUGGCUAUGGAGGACCGUCUCCAGGCUAUGGUGGCCCGCCCCCGAGCAAUUACGCACCUGGCCCGGGCUACGGCGCCCCUGCUCGGGACACCCGAGGAUGGUUUGGCGGUGGCUCGCAGAUGGCAGCGCAGCCAGCAGUGGUCCAGCAGGCAGCUCCGAAGAAGAGCGGUAUGGGAAUGGGCACUGUCCUUGCAGCUGCAAUGCAGGAUGGCUAUGGAGGAGGGUACGAUGGUGGCCAGGACGAUUUCGGCGGUGGAGGCGACUUCUUCUAGGUCACGAGAGAGUGCAAGGUGAUCAGUAUAAGGGCCUCCGUUCCUUAUCUGUAUUGACGUG
Molecule: messenger RNA, 801 nt
Organism: Fomitopsis serialis
Lineage: Eukaryota; Fungi; Basidiomycota; Agaricomycetes; Polyporales; Fomitopsidaceae
Exons: 5
Coding region: 150-740 (196 amino acids)
Molecular function (GO): protein binding
Source: RefSeq, a predicted model, not a curated record